AUGGCAAGUUCACGAGCUCUGUUCAUCGCUUUGUUCAUCUCUGCAAUUGCAUUUUAUUCGGCAUCUGUUGAUGCCAACUUUCCCAAAAGCAUGUACUUCAACUGGGGUGCUCACCAUUCUUCAAUGACAAACAAUGGGAACGAUCUUCAGCUGGUGUUGGAUCAAACUUCAGGUUCUGGUGUUCAAACAAAGAGACAAUUUCUAUUUGGAAGCAUUGAAAUGCUUAUCAAGUUAGUACCUGGGAAUUCUGCUGGAACUGUCACAAUGUCCUCUACUGGGAACUGGCACGAUGAGAGAGACUUUGAGUUCUUAGGUAACGUUUCAGGACAACCUUACAUUAUCCACAUGAAUAUCUUUACACAAGGAAAAGGGAGCAGACACCAGCAAUUCCACCCCUGGUUUGACCCAACUGCUGAUUUCCACAACUACACCAUUCAUUGGAACCCAACACAAAUUCUGUGGUAUGUCGAUAGCCUGUCUAUUCGAGUAUUCAGAAACUACGAGAAUGAGGGGAUUCCCUACCCAACCCAAACCAACAAGGGAUGA
Camellia sinensis is the source of this 546-nucleotide messenger RNA. Lineage: Eukaryota; Viridiplantae; Streptophyta; Magnoliopsida; Ericales; Theaceae. The record is from RefSeq and is a predicted model, not a curated record.